Lotus japonicus is the source of this 1602-nucleotide messenger RNA. RefSeq names its product thaumatin-like protein 1. Gene Ontology annotation, biological process: defense response. The transcript has 3 exons. Bases 290 to 1345 code for a protein of 351 amino acids. Gene Ontology annotation, cellular component: extracellular region. The record is from RefSeq and is a predicted model, not a curated record. Lineage: Eukaryota; Viridiplantae; Streptophyta; Magnoliopsida; Fabales; Fabaceae.
UGGAUUGUGCUGCUUUUUUACCCUGAAAUCACUCUUCUUCGUCCUUUUCUAUCUACCCAACUAUUUUCCAUUCCAAACACUUCCCUUACCCUUUCAAGAAUCCCCUACUCCUCCCUCCCACUCUCUAGUAAACAGGGCCCUCUUCCCUCCAAUCCACCACCAUUCCACCCAUAUCUUCUCUCCCCCACACUCAAUCAUUCACAUUCUCUCACUCAAAACCUCCCUCCCAUUCUCAUCAAAACAAGUAACCCAUUAUCACUACCCAAAAAAACCAAGCUAGCUUCCACUCAUGGAUCCCUUAGCCUCCUCUUAUUUCAUUCUCAUUACUCUCCUACUCCUCACUCCCACAGGUGUCAGAGCUACCACCUUCACCUUCCUCAACAGAUGUGACUACACAGUGUGGCCCGGCAUUCUCGCAAAUGCCGGCAGCUCCCCUCUUGAAAGCACCGGCUUCGAGCUCCCCACCGCCACUUCCCGCACCUUCCAAGCCCCCACCGGCUGGUCCGGCCGCUUCUGGGCCCGAACUGGCUGCACAUUCGACGCAUCAGGCACCGGGUCAUGCCUCACCGGCGACUGCGGCUCCGGCCAGGUCGAAUGCAACGGCGCCGGAGCAGCCCCACCUGCCACCCUCGCCGAGUUCACACUCGGCACCCUCGGGCAGGACUUCUACGACGUGAGCCUCGUCGACGGGUACAAUCUCCCCAUGAUCGUGGAAGGCACCGGCGGGUCGGGUAUCUGCGCGUCCACCGGGUGCAGUUCGGAUCUGAACCGGCAGUGUCCCGCGGAGCUGAAGGCGUCUGAUGGCAGCGCGUGUAAGAGCGCGUGUGAGGCUUUUGGCAGCCCGGAGUAUUGUUGCAGCGGCGCGUAUGGGUCACCGGUGACUUGUAGGCCGUCGAUUUACUCGGAGAUGUUCAAGUCUGCUUGCCCGAAAUCGUAUAGCUACGCAUACGAUGAUGCUUCUAGUACUUUUACAUGUACUGCUGCAGAUUAUACGGUUACCUUUUGCCCAUCCUCACCUAGUCAGAAAUCUUCACGAGAUGCUAACCCAGUGACCUCAACCACGCCACAACAAGGGUCAGGGACAGGGAUAGGAACCGGGAUUGGGACAGGAACAGGGACCAAUGGGGGUGUGGUAUACACUGGUCCAGACACCGGUUUAGGGAACUCAGUUCCCGGAACAGGGUCUGGGUUAGGUUCAGGAUCAGGAUCAGGAUCCGGAGGAGAGACCAUGCUGGCAGAUGGGUCAUAUCUAGCUGGUUUAGCCAUGGGAGAUUCCCCAAGAACAGCUUUAAUAUCUGCUUUUGUCUACCUUGCUAGCUUUUUGCUUAUUCUCUUGUUGCUUUAGCAGGUUAUCAUCUUGACUUUUUUUGAUUGAGACUAGGGUAUCAACCACCGAAAUGUAGUGACUAAAUCCUCUCGUUGCGAGUGUAUCAUGGUGGCUUUUAGUUUGUUAAGUGUAAAUGGGUCUUUAGAUUUGCGGGUUUUGAUGGGUUCAUGAAUUUUGGCUUUUGCCACUGAAGCUGGCAGAUUCUUCUUCCUGAUUGUAAACCACCCACUUCAAGAUUCGCUUAAAAAAAUUAUUCCAUGUUUCAUUCGUUUAAA